GGUGUCACGUGGAGGCAGGCUUUCCAGGACCUUAGACAGGCAUGGCUGAGGCCGGAAAUGUGGCCUCUGGCCUCGGGCUUCCAGGAGAAGUCUCCCAGUGGCCUCUGAGGCGCUAUGGUCGCUUCAUGCUCUUGGACAAUGGGGAGUCCCCUGGGCCUAGCUCGGCAGCUGCUGCAGCGCCCUCGCCCACAUGGAAGGUGAGACCCGAAGGGCAGAAAGGACCACCAGCCGCCAGAUCCCCAGGGAAGGUUUUUGAAUCCAGUGAAGAAUCUGGGUGUCUUGUUCUCACGAUCGUUGUCUCCGGCCACUUCUUCAUUUCCCAAGGACAGACACUACUGGAAGGGUUUUCGCUCAUUGGCAGCAAGAACUGGUUGAAGAUUGUAAGGCGCAUGGACUGUCUUCUGUUCGGAACAACAAUAAAGGACAAGAGCCGAAUGUUCCGCGUCCAGUUCAGUGGGGAGUCCCAGGAAGAGGCACUGGAACACUGCUGUGGCUGCGUGCAGACCCUGACCCAGUAUGUCACCGUCCAGGAACCUGACCGCAUCACCCAGGAGCUUCAGCAGAGCCCAGGCCCACGAGAGGCAGGUGAAAGCCAAGGGAAGGAUCCACUGCAGCAGGGGUCCUCCCUGAUUCUGGAGCAGCAUGUGUGUAUGGCAGCUGGCACAGGUCUGCUAGAGGAAAGGACUUCAGUGACACAUCUAGCUCAGGCAAUGUUUUCUGUGUUAAAUUAUCUGGGAUCACACAAUCAACCCGUCUGGUCUUUUGGCACCCCUGCAGUCUAUCCUGGCGCCAGAGAAGCUGACCCUAGCCUAUGAAGGAUCUUCAUGGGGAGCAGAAGAAUUGGGCCCUUUUCUACGUUUAUGCCUCAUGGAUCAGAACUUCCCAGCAUUUGUGGAAGAGGUGGAGAAGGAACUUAAAAAGAUCACAGGGUUGAGAAACUAAAAGCCCUGCACAUGUAUGCAAUUAAGGAACUGAAGGUAUUUGAAUAAAGAGUAUUAUUCCAAGCA
Rattus norvegicus (Norway rat) is the source of this 1007-nucleotide messenger RNA. NCBI's taxonomy places the organism in Eukaryota, Metazoa, Chordata, Mammalia, Rodentia, Muridae. The record is from RefSeq and is a predicted model, not a curated record.